AUAUACUGAGUAUAACAGCUAUUCAACCCGAUCUCUACUCUCAUCCUUCUCCAUCUGUGCGCUUCCUCAUUGACAAACUCUGACGAAGCGUAUCUACUCAUUACCAAUACAUAAAUCAUGCAUCGUUUCUUAUCGAACAUUGCCUCCAAAGCCAGGGUUGCGAAAAACAGCUCCCAGCAGGUUUCUAGUAGGUUAGGCUGGAGCAGAAAUUAUGCUGCUAAGGAUAUUAGAUUUGGAGUGGAGGCUCGGGCCUUGAUGCUUCAGGGUGUAGAAGAACUUGCUGAUGCAGUUAAAGUUACUAUGGGUCCCAAGGGACGUAAUGUUGUUAUUGAACAAAGUUGGGGUGCCCCUAAAGUAACAAAAGAUGGUGUCACAGUUGCGAAAAGUGUUGAAUUCAACAACAAGGUGAAGAAUGUUGGUGCGAGCCUUGUAAAGCAGGUCGCUAAUGCUACUAAUGAUGUUGCUGGUGAUGGUACCACUUGUGCAACUGUCCUCACGCGGGCUAUAUUUGCUGAAGGCUGUAAGUCAGUUGCAGCUGGCAUGAAUGCAAUGGAUCUUAGACGUGGUAUCACCAUGGCUGUUGAUUCUGUGGUAACAAACCUGAAGAGUAGAGCACGGAUGAUAAGUACAUCAGAAGAAAUUGCACAGGUUGGUACAAUUUCCGCAAAUGGGGAAAGAGAAAUUGGCGAGUUGAUUGCAAAGGCUAUGGAGAAAGUUGGCAAGGAAGGAGUGAUCACAAUUCAAGAUGGAAAGACAUUAUUCAAUGAGUUAGAAGUUGUUGAGGGGAUGAAGCUUGAUAGGGGCUACAUCUCCCCAUAUUUUAUUACCAAUCCAAAGAACCAAAAAUGUGAGUUGGAUGACCCUCUUAUUUUAAUACAUGAGAAGAAAAUCUCAAGCAUAAAUGCUAUUGUAAAAAUCUUAGAGUUGGCUUUGAAGAAACAAAGAUCUCUCUUGAUUGUAGCUGAAGAUGUGGACAGUGAUGCCCUUGCAACUCUUAUUCUAAACAAACUUCGUGUUGGAGUCAAGGUUUGUGCCAUAAAAGCCCCUGGCUUUGGUGAGAACAGGAAGGCCAAUCUUCAAGAUCUUGCUACUUUAACUGGAGGCCAAGUCAUAACAGAAGAGCUUGGAUUAAACAUUGAAAAUUUGGAUAUGGAAAUGCUAGGGACAUGCAAAAAGGUCACUGUAUCAAAGGAUGAUACUGUUGUUCUUGAUGGUGCGGGAGAGAAGACAUCUAUUGAGGAAAGAUGUGAGCAGAUCCGAUCAGCUAUUGAAUUAAGCACAUCUGAUUAUGACAAGGAGAAGUUACAAGAAAGACUAGCUAAGCUCUCUGGUGGUGUGGCUGUAUUAAAGAUCGGAGGGGCCAGUGAAGCUGAGGUUGGUGAGAAGAAAGAUAGAGUUACUGAUGCACUAAAUGCCACCAAAGCAGCUGUUGAGGAAGGAAUUGUACCUGGUGGUGGUGUUGCUCUUCUCUUUGCCUCAAAAGAAUUGGAUAAGCUCCCAACAGCUAACUUUGAUCAGAAGAUUGGUGUUCAAAUUAUUCAGAAUGCCCUGAAGACACCAGUGCACACAAUAGCCUCUAAUGCUGGCGUAGAGGGAGCUGUUGUUGUUGGUAAACUUCUCGAGCAAGAUAACGCUGAUCUUGGAUAUGAUGCAGCAAAAGGUGAAUAUGUCGAUAUGGUUAAGGCAGGUAUUAUUGACCCGGUGAAAGUUAUAAGAACAGCCUUGGUUGAUGCUGCUAGUGUAUCUUCUCUCUUGACAACCACAGAGGCGGUGGUCGUUGAGCUUCCAAAGGACGAGAAGGAAACUCCAGCUGGUAUGGGCGGUGGCAUGGGCGGAAUGGGUGGUAUGGACUAUUGAUAGGAUCCAUAAUCCCCACCUAGUCAAGCUGCCUAAACACAUAAUUCUUUAACUCUCACAAAUAAAAGAAUCUAGGGUUCAUCCCAUUUUGGCAAAGACUAGAGGUGUUCCUGUAAUCUAGUAACAUAUCCAAACCAGACUUGAUGGUUUUCCAUGAUGAGGAAAUUGUAAUUUUUGUCCUUGACGGCUCGGAUUCUAAUUAUUCUUGUUAACAAAGCCUUUUACUCUGUUUCAAAGUGAAA
Messenger RNA from Ipomoea triloba (trilobed morning glory), 2099 nucleotides. RefSeq names its product chaperonin CPN60, mitochondrial. The transcript has 17 exons. Lineage: Eukaryota; Viridiplantae; Streptophyta; Magnoliopsida; Solanales; Convolvulaceae. The record is from RefSeq and is a predicted model, not a curated record. Gene Ontology annotation, cellular component: mitochondrion; cytosol. Gene Ontology annotation, biological process: protein refolding. Gene Ontology annotation, molecular function: ATP binding; ATP-dependent protein folding chaperone. Bases 118 to 1857 code for a protein of 579 amino acids.